CGAAGCAAAGAGCGUUUGUCCCUUUGCAUCAGCACUCUCAGAGGCUUAAAACCAGAGAAGCGAGAAUGCUUGAAAGACAAGGGGAUAAAGUUCCAUUUCCUCCCGUAAAAUUGUGUGGAAAUUAGCGAGUCUUUAGAGACUAAAGCGACUGAAUAAGAAGGGAGGGUUUUGUGGAUGGAGUAUAUCUUUGUAGCGAGGAGAGGAAAGCAUUGUCCUCAGUGGAGUAUGGCACAACGCGAGCCUUCUUUGCAUGGAAAGGAAGCGUCAACUUUAUAUACGUUUCAGCGUGAAGCGUUUUCACUUCGUUAAUGUGGAUUGGACGCGCCCUUGCUAGCGAAAAAGCAAGACAGAAGUGACCAGCAAGGACCGGGACAACACUCGUCUUCAGGUCGCGCAACGUGUACGCGAAAGUACUUUGCAGAUGUUAGAUAAUAACGGUAAUCUUUAUAUAUAUAUAUUUGUAUAGAGAGAGAGAGAGACAGAGACCAUUUGAAUCCAGCAUGCACAACUGUUUGAGGGAUUGAUGUGUAUGAGUGAUUUGUUGUUCUGACUGCGCGAUGGCCCUCAGGUCCAGAAGACCUUUGGUGAGCGUCAUCGUUGGGGUUUUUCUUGGCUUCACAGCCGCAUCGUGGCUGGUUGUGCCCAGAGUUGUGAAGAUCAGUGUGAAGAACAGAAGGUCUUCAGUGUGUACAUACUACAGUAGCGACAGGGCUCAGGCUAAAGUUUCAGGCACCGCCCACAGUACCUCAUCUACCAUUGGCAGACAGAAGCAUCUGCAGCCACUCUUCUCCAGCCAGGAAGGCAGUGAUGAAGGUGAACAGGAGCCUUAUGGGACAGGGAACAGUAGUGGUCCUGUACCUCCUGCUAGAUUCUUGUAUGUGGGGGUCAUGACAGCUCAGAAGUAUCUGGCCUCCAGGGCUGUGGCUGCCUACAGGACAUGGGCCUCCAACAUCCCUGGGCGGGUUGAGUUCUUCUCCAGUGAGGGCUCUGAGAAGGUCUCCCUGCCAAUUCCAAUGCCUGUCAUUCCUCUGGCAGGUGUCGAUGAUUCAUACCCUCCGCAGAAGAAAUCUUUCAUGAUGCUGAAGUACAUGCAUGACCAUUAUUUGGAUAAAUACGAGUGGUUUAUGCGGGCUGAUGAUGAUGUCUACAUUAGAGGUGAGAAGUUGGAAUUGUUUCUUCGCUCACUCAACAGCAGUAAACCGCUGUAUCUGGGUCAGACAGGUCUUGGUACUAGAGAGGAGCUGGGUAAAUUGGCCCUGGAGCCUGGAGAGAACUUCUGUAUGGGUGGUCCAGGGAUGAUUUUUAGCCGAGAAGUUCUCCGCAGGAUGGUGCCACACAUCGGCUCCUGUCUGAAAGAGAUGUACACUACUCAUGAAGAUGUGGAGAUAGGACGGUGCGUCAGGCGUUUUGGAGGGACCCAGUGCGUCUGGUCAUAUGAGGUAAUGCCGGUUAAUGUCCCCCUGUGGCAUUUUGGUUGAAUGGGUUGAAGUGCACACUCUCAGAGGUUCAGGGUUUUUUUUUACCUCUUAUUAUAUUCAGCUGUUUUGCUUCAAAUAAUAAUAAUAAAAAAACAUUAUUACAUUAUAUUUCUUGCACCAUUACAUUUUAGGCACAAAUAUGUGCUGGUCAGGAUCAUGUUUGUUGUUCAGUGUUUAAAUUUCAUGUGACUAGAUAUCUUUUCUAAAUCAGUUGUCAAAUUAAUGUCUUCCAUCGGUCAUUUUAGUUGACACAGUAUGUACACUUAGUUCUGUGCUGCUGUGC
Molecule: messenger RNA, 1761 nt
Organism: Carassius gibelio (silver crucian carp)
Lineage: Eukaryota; Metazoa; Chordata; Actinopteri; Cypriniformes; Cyprinidae
Gene: chsy3
Product: chondroitin sulfate synthase 3
Exons: 2
Coding region: 558-1478 (306 amino acids)
Cellular component (GO): membrane
Molecular function (GO): glucuronosyl-N-acetylgalactosaminyl-proteoglycan 4-beta-N-acetylgalactosaminyltransferase activity
Source: RefSeq, a predicted model, not a curated record